Messenger RNA from Monopterus albus (swamp eel), 3800 nucleotides. RefSeq names its product zinc finger and BTB domain containing 39 (gene zbtb39). Gene Ontology annotation, molecular function: DNA-binding transcription factor activity, RNA polymerase II-specific; protein binding. Gene Ontology annotation, biological process: regulation of transcription by RNA polymerase II. The record is from RefSeq and is a predicted model, not a curated record. Gene Ontology annotation, cellular component: nucleus. Lineage: Eukaryota; Metazoa; Chordata; Actinopteri; Synbranchiformes; Synbranchidae.
UGUACACACACGUACACACAUCCUGUCAGCAGCCCGCCUGUUCAGGAAGUGGGGAUGAUGGAUGAUGGGACGUGGACUGAAAUCAAGAGGUGGCGGCGGUGCAGCCAAGAGGAUGCCAGCUGCCGUAAAAAUGCCAAAGAAGAAGAAAAAGAAGCCGAGGAAGAAGACCACCGGAGUGCCCAUGAAAACAUAAUAAAAGAGAAGAAUAUCUACCGCAUGUGUACAUUUUUCAGUGGUUGGGCUGUAGUGCUCCAGGAGCUGCAGCAUCAGGGAUGAGGAUCCGGCUGCAGGGUCCCGGCCAUGCUCCCAGCCUUCUCGCUGAGCUCAACCAUUGCCGCCAGUUGCGUCGCUACUGUGAUGUGUUCUUACAAGUUGGAAACCGCACAUUUGCGGCACACCGUGCGGUGCUGGCCUGCACCGGGACAUACUUCCGCAACCUGUUCGCCCGGUCUGCAGCCUCGCCCACCACUGCCUUCUCUCUGGAGUUCAUCUCCCCAGCCAACUUCGAGAAGGUGCUGACAUUCAUCUACACGGGGGAGAUCUUGACUGAUCUCAUAGAUGUCGGGGUCCUCUAUGAGCUGGCUGAGAGGCUGGGGGUCAGUGAGCUGGUGAGGGCCUGUCACGCUACCUUCCCUGACUUGCAAGCGUCUGCAUCUGCAAACUGUAAAGACAGCAGUCCUGGAGACAUCACCCUGGACUCCAGCAUGGUUGCUGAUGCUACAUCAACAGCGGCUGUUGUUAGUGCAGCUUCUGUGUCUGCAUUAUCUAUGUGCUCCUCUGCUGCCUCCUGCUCAUCUCUGUCUUCAUCAGCUGGCACAUCUGCAGCCCCAACACCUGCCGCAGCUCCUUCACCUCUCUUCCAAGCAAGGACAGGCAGGGCAAACCGCGGAGGAACGGCUCUGUCUCUGGACCUGAAAGCAGAGGAUGUCCAGUCACAUAUCGAUUAUGGGCAAAUGUCAGCAGAUCAUCAACUACCAGGAGGACAUCUUUUAACCAGCAGCAGCCACUCCAGUCAGAGUGACAGCCUACUGCCUCCAGGGCCUGUGCUGCAGCUGAAGAUUGAGGAGGAGGUAGGAGGCAGCUGUGAGGAAGGUGACAGAGACAGGCGAAUGGUUUGUGAGAGCACAGGAGGCUCUCUACCUCAGAGCAGUGACCCUGCACCAUCUGACUCCUGCUCCUUCCCUGACUCCUCAGCUCAGCUUGGAGCUGAGGCCUGUGCCCCAACGUCAUCCUCAGGAGAGCCUCUAGGCAGCCAGCAGGUGGGAUCAGUGGACAUGCACCGAGACGGUAGGCUGGUAUUUGGAGAGGAGGAGGAGGAAGAGGAGGGAGAGAAUGAGGAGGAGAGGGAGCCUCUGCAAGGUAACGGAGAAAUGGAGGGAACCGAGGAGGAGCAGUGGAGACAGCUGGCAGGGGAAAUCAUCGAGCUUAGCGACGAUGAGAACUACAUGGAGGAGGGAGAUGAAGAGGAUGAUGAAGAUGACCUUGUGUGUGUGGAGAAUGGAGAGGGAGGGAACUCAAGCAGCCAGGUGACAGGGAACAUGCUGUCAUGUAAAGCCUGCUCGGUGCCUCUCCCAGCAGACCCAGCUGCCAUCAGGACACACGCUGAGAGCCACCUGACCGAGCUCGGGCUCUGCAAAGUGUGUGGGGCCUCGUUUCCAGACCGCGCUGCCGGUGUCACCCACUCCCUCACACACGUUGGGGUUCAGCUUUUCACCUGUGACAUGUGUCACCUGCAGUUCUGCAGCCAAACCAAACUGCUGCGUCAUCACCGUCAGACAUCUUCGCCUUACACCAUACCACAGGGAGCGCUGACCAACAGCAGCCAAGGCCUGAGCUCCGAGCUGCAGUGCACAGUGUGCACCAAAACCUUCAGCAAGGACUUCCAGACUGUCAAAGACCACCUGCUGAGCCAUGUGUGUCCCCAGAGCCUGAGCUGUGGAGUGUGUCACCUGCCGCAGCUCUCCCUGUGCUCCCUGCUGUGGCACGCCCUCACCCACCUCUCAUUGCCAGUCUUCACCUGCCCACACUGUGCAUGCUGCUUCGUAGAGCGCCACCUGCUGGACAGACAUAUGGCUGCACACGCAGAGGAAGCGGCAGCUAAAGAGAGGGAGCAGUCAGUGCUGAGGGCUUGCAGAGUCGGGGCAGAUGGACUCGGGGGAGGAGGUGUAGUGGGAGUGGAGGAGUUGCAUUGCUUUCUUUGCCCGCAGACUUUCCGCUCCUCCUCUGCCUUCCAGUACCACCUCAGCCUGCACACCACCGAGUCCCUGGGGAGUGGGGGAGGGGGUGGGAGCCAGGGCUGGCUGGGCAAACGUAAAGCUAACCAGUCUCUGGAGUGCCCCCCACCUUCCUCCUCCUCCUCAUCUCCCCCGGAUGCCGGCGGCCUUGUUAAGAUGAGCAACCUGGGUUUGGGCCUGGGAAUGGGCUUCAGCGUGCCGGAGAAGUUGUAUCAGGGACCAGUACACAGCUUGUCGUCUGGGGGCCUGACCAAUGGGAGUUCAGGGCAGGACGGCGGUGCUGGAGCAGCAGGGGUUCGUGGGAAAUGGUACCGGUGUCGCUACUGCGGCAAACGCUUUGCCCACUCUGGGGAGUUCACCUAUCACCUCCGCAUCCACACCGGGGAGAAACCCUACCAGUGCAAAGUCUGCCUGCGCUUCUUCAGAGGCCGCUCCACCAUGAUCUGCCACCUGAAGACGCAUGCUGGCGCCCUGAUGUACCGCUGCACUGUCUGCGGCCUUUACUUCUCCACGCUGAAGCUGGUGUCAUCGCACAUGGAGCUCCACAAGGACCACCUGCCCCCAGACUUCAACAUUGAGCAGACCUUCAUGUACAGUGACCACUCUAAAGAACCGCUGCCCACUGUGGACACCUGAUGGGCUUUGUCAGACUGGUGCGUCUCUCCUCCUCCCGUUUCCCUCUCUCUGACACUGUCUGGUUGUCGUGGACCAUAUACUGCAUAUACUAGACUAGGGCUAACUAAUAAAUUUUCCUUUUUGAUUCAGAAAAAUCAUCAUUUAUUCUAUAAAGUGGUGACAUGUUUAAAUUGCUGGUUUUGUCUAAUGGCCAAAAACCCAGCAAUAUUUUGUGGCAAAUUCUAACAUUAGAAGCUGAAACCAUGUGGAAUUUCUGCUUCAUAAAGCUCUUGCAGAUCUUCUAAGAUGUUGCAAAUUAAUUUUGAAUCCAUCAACAUAUGGAUGAAUUAUUUCAGCUCUAUAAUAGACCUAGACUUUUAGGACGUAGUGGGUAUAUUAACUGUCAGACGCUGUUCACUGAGUCGGACUGCGUGGAGGUUUAGGAACUAAGAUAAAUGAAGCCACUUGGUGGCAGUGUAUCAUGUUGUGUGUCAGUGAAAGAGGGAGACCGUCAUGCAGUACUGUGCUGGUAUUAUCCACUCCAAACAAGUCUGUAUCUUUACAACUUAAAUAUCAGGAUCAGUUUUCAAUGUCAGUGAUUGAUAAUUACACCUUUAUUAAAGUAGCACUUCACUGUAGCAUAGAACUUAUUUUCCUAUAUCUGCAGUCACUGUUUUCACAGUAUAAUUUUUUAUGUCCUGUAAAGUUUUACUAUAGAUACGUGACUCGCCAAUAGUAAGGAGUACAGUUCAGUUUUCUUUGCCAUUGAAACACAAAUACUUUUUGAUGUUCAAGAAACAUUUUUAUGAAAACUGUAAUUUAGUCACAGGAUGUAUUCACUUGUUUCAAGCCUGUGAAGGAUGUUGUGCUGUAGCUAUUUAAGUGCCCAUCACAGGUCCACAUGAUAUUUGUCUUACCUCAUAUUUAUGAGAAUAGUGCAACUAUUUAUUU